AUGAAAGAUUAUAUUAAACGUAGAAGAUUUGAAUCAUUGGAUUGGGAUUUUGCUGAGUUUGCUGGAAUAAAGAGUCGUUCAAAAGGAAAUUCUAAGGAGGGUGAGGAGGAUGACAAGGUAAUGAAAAAGUUUAAGACAAAUGAUGAUACUUCUGAACUUGACAAUGAUGUAAAUAUGGUUGAGUCUCCGACAGAACUAGAGACGUCACAGGUGCAAGGAAACGUUAAAAACACGUUUGAGUAUGGACACCGAGGAAAGGGUCCCUAUUGUGUUUUCGUUAGAAUCACUGAUGAGAAGUUAAAGUCAAAACCGAUUAGUAUUAUUGAAAUUGCGCGUAAAUUAUCUAAGAUUCUUAUCCGUUUUGAUGAUAUUACACUAAGUGCUAAGAACACGUGGCGUUUAAUGUUUAAUUCAAGAGCAAGCGCUAACACGUGUUUGACUAGUCCUAAUCUUGGUAAAUGUGGUUUGGAAGCGUUUAUCCCUAGCUUUUUACGUUAUAAAAAAGGCGUUAUUCGUGAUAUACCAGUUGAUGUGGGGACAGAUGAGAUCAAAAACUGUCUUACUUCUGAAAAUGCUGAUGUACAUAUCGUUGAUGUUUUUCGUCUUAAGAAGAAACCUAGUAUUUUAGAACGCUCUAAAGAUGGAAAAACUAAUUGGACCGAUUCGACUUCAGUCUGUAUCACGGUUCCAGCUACUCGACUACCUGAUAAACUUAAACUUUGGGGAGUUUUGUUGCCAAUAACUGACUAUGUAGCACCGAUACGUAUUUGUUAUAACUGCGGUCGUUUGGGUCAUAUUAAAUCCAAAUGUAAUAAUCAAAAAGUUUGCUUAAACUGUAGUCAAAUUCAUGAUCAAGAAGAGGGUACUGUGUGCAAUAAGGAUAAAAGAUGUAUUAAUUGUCAUGGUGAUCAUAGUACAUUGGAUACUUGUUGUCCUAGUAGAAAAGAAGAGAUGGUAAUUAAGAAGAUCAUGGCUCAUGAUAAUUUGUCUUUUAUGGAGGCUAGAAGAUCGUUGAGAUCUUUUGGUUCGGGUGAUAACGUACCAAAAAAGAGGUUUGAAAGUUUUGUACCAUCUUCAAAGGAAUUUCCUUCUUUACCGGGUAAAAGUUCCUCACCUUUGCCAUCAUCACCUUCUGUUAUUAAUAAGAAAACUUCAUGGAGUCAAGCGACAUUGAAACCCAGUAAGCCUAUUUCUGGUAGCGCGGCUGAUAUUUCAAAAGAUCAACUGUUUGGACUACUGACCAACGUUCUACAAGAGCUUUUAAAGGCAUUAUUGUGUUCACCAGAUAUUAGUUUAUUGAUAAACCAUAUCUUGAAGGCUGUUGAGCUCCACUUCCAACAUCAUGGCUCAAAAGAAAAAGGAAAAGAAUAG
This is a messenger RNA of Microplitis mediator, 1371 nucleotides long. RefSeq lists its product as uncharacterized. The transcript has a single exon. Lineage: Eukaryota; Metazoa; Arthropoda; Insecta; Hymenoptera; Braconidae. Gene Ontology annotation, molecular function: zinc ion binding; nucleic acid binding. The coding region runs from base 1 to 1371 and encodes 456 amino acids. The record is from RefSeq and is a predicted model, not a curated record.